UAAAUAGUCCAGCCACAUUCUUUCACCUCAUCUUUGUUCCAUCCUCUGCCUGCAGAAGCCUCAGCCACAGCAGUGAUCGCACCAUACAGGGUCAGCAGCCAAUACUACGAUGCCAGAACAAGUGCGUGAGAGAAAGCCCAAAAUCUCAGCGUCCCGCAAGCUCAUGCUAAAGAGCUUGAUGGUGGCCAAGGCGAAGGAGGAACUCGAGCAGGAGAUUGUGGACAAGGAAGAAGAGAAGCAGAGGUACCUGGCGGAGAGAGCGCCCCCUCUGAAGACCAGCGGCUUGUCCUUCUCCGAGCUCCAGGAGCUCUGUCGGGAGCUGCACGCAAAGAUUGACGUGGUGGACGAGGAACGGUACGACAUCGAGGCCAAAGUCAUGCUCAACACCAGAGAGAUCAAAGACCUGAGCAUCAAGGUGCUGGACCUGAGAGGGAAGUUCAAGAGGCCCACGCUGAGGAGAGUCAGGGUGUCGGCCGAUGCUAUCCUACGCUCGCUGCUGGGCUCCAAGCACAAGGUGUCUAUGGACCUAAGAGCCAACCUCAAGUCCGUCAAGAAGGAGGACACCGAGAAGAAAAGGCCGGUGGAGGAUAGCGACUGGAGGAAGAAUGUGGAGGCCAUGUCUGGCAUGGAAGGCAGGAAGAAGAUGUUUGAUGCCGCAAAGGGACCUGCCCAAUGAGGAGGUAUUGCGGAAAAAAGAUGUGGCAGAGACCCUAAUCUCCACCCUUCUGCUUCUCUCAACAAAUCAGUGAAGCCAUGCACCUAGUGUGACUUGGUUCCCUGGCACUAAUCUGAUGUCAGUCUGAAAUUCAUAGCCAUAAGUGACAGCUUCUAUUUCUCUUCCUGUAUAAGCAGUCUCUGGUGUCUCAGAUGUGUUGUGAUGUGAAUGCUCUGGUCUUUAUUCUGUUACUGAAAUAGAAGGUUCUGUGGUUUCCUUAAGCCCCGCUAGAAUCCAAUAUAGUCAAAUAUGCACUCAGACUGCAUGACCUGUUGAAUUUUCAUGUCCACAGGACACUAAUACAUCAUACAUUAUA
Messenger RNA from Megalops cyprinoides (Indo-Pacific tarpon), 1031 nucleotides. RefSeq names its product troponin I type 1a (skeletal, slow) (gene tnni1a). NCBI's taxonomy places the organism in Eukaryota, Metazoa, Chordata, Actinopteri, Elopiformes, Megalopidae. Gene Ontology annotation, biological process: muscle contraction. The transcript is spliced from 9 exons. The record is from RefSeq and is a predicted model, not a curated record. Bases 110 to 676 code for a protein of 188 amino acids. Gene Ontology annotation, cellular component: troponin complex.